This is a messenger RNA of Pangasianodon hypophthalmus (striped catfish), 8241 nucleotides long. It is a transcript of the gene slit1a, whose product is annotated as slit homolog 1a (Drosophila). The transcript has 37 exons. Gene Ontology annotation, biological process: axon guidance; negative chemotaxis. The record is from RefSeq and is a predicted model, not a curated record. The coding region runs from base 542 to 5152 and encodes 1536 amino acids. NCBI's taxonomy places the organism in Eukaryota, Metazoa, Chordata, Actinopteri, Siluriformes, Pangasiidae. Gene Ontology annotation, molecular function: Roundabout binding; calcium ion binding; heparin binding.
UAGAUCUUUGUGAUGGAUGACUGCCGUGUGUGUAUAUGUGUGUGCGUGUGUGUGUAAGAGAGAGUGAGAGAGUGCUUUUUUUUUUCUCUUUGGUGUUCCUCUGUUCCCCUCUGUGUAGGCAGCCAGAGGAGUGCAGGAGUGGGAGGGAAGCAGACAUAGACGCUGAGCACAGCGAGAGAGACGGAGACAGAGAAAGAGAGAGAGAGAGUUUUCUUUAGGAAGUCAAGCACGACAGAAGAGGACGAGCUUCUUUUUUUUUUGUCUCCCCCCCCUACCACAAGAACAAUCAAAACAGGACUAGUCUGACCUAAAGUAGCCAUUUCUUCUGCUUGUGAGGACAAAAAAAACCAGUUACCUUUUAUACCUUUUUUUUUUUUUCUUCUUCAUCCUCCACACGUAGUCUUUCUCCUACACGUUGUGUGUGCUUUGCUUUCAGCAUAAGGACUUCUGCAGCAGUAGCAGCAGCUUUGAAAACGGAAAAAAAAUCUCUUAAGGAAAGAAAGGCAGUAUAAACGGAGUUUUACGGAGCUGUGGAUCAGUCAUGCCCAUGAGAGGCUGUAGGGCAUGGAAGUGGGCACUGCUCCUGUGUGGCGCCCUGUUCGCCCACCGUGCCACCGCGUGCCCAGCUCUGUGCACCUGCAGUGGAACCACCGUGGACUGCCACAACCUGGGGCUCAAGAGCAUUCCCAGGAACAUCCCAAGGAACACGGAGCGACUGGAACUGAAUGGAAAUAACUUCACCCGCAUCAACAAGAACGAUUUCAGUGGACUCAAAUACCUCCGUGUUCUGCAGCUGAUGGAGAACCAGAUUGGAGCCAUCGAGCGGGGGGCCUUUGAUGACAUGAAAGAACUGGAGAGACUACGUCUAAAUAGGAACCAACUCUACCAGCUGCCAGAGCUACUGUUCCAGAAGAAUGCUGCUUUGUCACGACUAGACCUGAGUGAGAACUUCAUCCAGGCCAUUCCCCGCAAGGCCUUCCGUGGAGCUACAGACAUCAAGAACCUUCAGUUGGACAAAAAUCACAUCAGUUGUAUUGAGGAUGGAGCAUUCCGGGCACUUCGAGGGUUGGAGGUUUUAACACUCAACAACAACAACAUCAGUGCCAUACCGGUGUCCAGUUUUAACCACAUGCCCAAGCUGAGGACGUUCCGUUUGCACUCAAAUAAUCUGAAUUGCGACUGCCACCUGUCCUGGUUGUCCCAGUGGCUGCGACAGAGGCCCACACUUGGUCUGUUCACACAGUGCUCGUCUCCACCACAGCUCCGUGGGAUCAACGUGGCUGAGAUCCAGAAACACGAGUUCAGUUGUUCAGGUCAUUUAGAGAAUUCCAGCCCACAGACAUGCAGUCUUGCUUCUGGCUCCUGUCCUGCCAUGUGCACCUGCAGCAAUAAUAUAGUGGACUGCAGGGGUAAAGGAUUAACAGCCAUCCCGGCCAACCUGCCUGAAAACAUGGCCGAAAUACGACUGGAACAGAACGGUAUCAAGUCCGUCCCACCAGGAGCGUUUUCGCCUUACAAGAAGCUGCGCCGAAUAGACCUCAGCAACAACCAGAUCUCCGAGAUUGCUCCUGAUGCCUUCCAAGGCCUGCGUUCCCUAAACUCUCUGGUGCUGUAUGGGAAUAAGAUCACCGAGUUACCCAAAGGAGUGUUUGACGGGCUCUACGCCCUCCAGCUGCUACUACUGAAUGCCAAUAAGAUACACUGUGUCCGUGCUAAUGCAUUCCAAGACUUGCAGAACCUUUCCCUGCUGUCUCUCUAUGACAAUAAGAUCCAGACCCUGGCCAAGGGCACCUUUGCCUCGCUGCGUGCCAUUCAGACACUUCACCUGGCUCAGAACCCAUUUAUCUGUGACUGUAACCUCAAAUGGCUAGCCGACUAUCUCCGUGCCAACCCGAUCGAGACGAGCGGUGCACGGUGUGCUAGCCCACGCCGCCUUGCUAACAAGCGCAUCGGCCAGAUCAAGAGCAAGAAGUUCCGCUGUUCUGCCAAAGAGCAGUACUCCAUUCCAGGCACGGAGGACACCAGGUUGAACAACGAAUGCAACAAUGAACCUGUCUGCCCAGCCAAGUGCCGCUGUGAAUCCAACGUGGUGGACUGCUCCAAUCUGCGCCUCACAAAGAUCCCUGAACACAUCCCAGCCUCCACCACCGAGCUUCGCCUGAACAACAACGAAAUCACUUCUCUGGAAGCUAACGGCGCUUUCAAGUCUCUGACCCAGCUGAAGAAAAUAAAUCUCAGCAACAAUAAGAUAGCUGAAAUUGAAGAUGGUGCGUUUGAGGGCGCUUCAUCUGUCUCUGAGCUUCACCUCACAGCCAAUCAACUGGACUCUGUGCGCAGUGGCAUGUUCCGGGGUCUGGAGGGGCUACGGAUGCUAAUGCUGCGCAACAACCGUAUUAGCUGCAUCCAUAACAACAGCUUCACUGGCUUGUACAAUGUUCGUCUACUGUCCCUCUAUGACAACCAGCUGACCACCAUCUCACCUGGAGCUUUUGACACCCUUCAGACCCUCUCAACCCUGAACUUGCUGGCCAACUCCUUUAACUGCGACUGCCGGCUAGCAUGGCUGGGCGACUGGCUGAGGACUCGCAAGAUUGUCACCGGCAACCCGCGCUGUCAGCGUCCUGCUUUCCUGAAGGAGAUUCCGCUGCAGGAUGUGGCUCUGCCAGAUUUCCGCUGUGAAGACGGCCAAGAGGAUGCCAGCUGCAUGCCACGCCCACAGUGCCCGAGCGAGUGUACUUGCCUGGAGACAGUGGUCCGCUGUAGCAACAAGCACCUUCAUUCCCUCCCUAAGGGCAUCCCGCGUAAUGUUACUGAGCUGUACCUGGACGGCAACCAGUUUAGUGUCGUGCCAAAAGAGCUUGCCACCUUCAAGUAUCUGCAGCUGGUUGACCUGAGCAACAACAAAAUCAACGCCUUGACAAACUCCUCCUUCGCAAACAUGAGCCAGCUCACCACCUUGAUCCUGAGUUACAACGCACUUCGCUGCAUUCCCACACUUGCUUUCGCAGGUCUUCGCUCUCUCCGUCUGCUGUCCUUGCACGGUAAUGACAUCUCCGAGUUUCCUGAUGGGAUCUUCAGUGACGCAGUGUCUCUGUCUCACUUAGCCAUCGGUGCGAACCCCCUGUACUGUGACUGCCGCUUGCGCUGGCUCUCAGACUGGGUGAAGACGGGCUAUAAGGAGCCGGGUAUUGCUCGCUGCACCGGGCCACCUGAAAUGGAGGGAAAGCUGCUCCUCACUACUCCAGCCAAGAAGUUUGAGUGCCAUGGUGAAGCUGACCCAUCUGUCCUGGCUAAGUGUAACCCGUGCCUAUCCAGUCCCUGUAUGAACUACGGCGCAUGCCAGACAGAUUCAGCAGAACUGUAUAAGUGCACAUGUGUGGAAGGCUUCAAGGGAAAGAACUGCGAGACUGCCCUCAACGCCUGCAUCAGUAACCCGUGUGCUAAUGGUGGAACGUGCCAAGUGACUGAAGAAGAAGAUAACUACAUUUGUUCAUGUCCUCUGGGAUUUGAAGGCCAAAGAUGUGAAAUCAACAUUGAUGACUGUGAGGACAACGACUGCGAGAACGGAGCAACCUGCAAAGACGGUGUGAACAACUACACGUGCUUGUGUGCACCUUAUUACAGAGGAGAGAUGUGUGAGGAGCUGGAAGACGUGUGUGCUCCUGAACGCAGCCCCUGCAAGCACCAAUCAACCUGUCUUAUCACAGCAGCUGGCCCGAAGUGUGUGUGCGCGCCUGGGUAUGUGGGAGAUGACUGCAGUGUGGACUAUGACGACUGUCAGGAACACAAGUGCCAGAACAAUGCGGAGUGUGUGGAUGAGAUCAACAGUUACUCCUGUACUUGCACCCGAGGCUACAGUGGGCAGCUGUGCGAGGUGCCGCCUGCACCACGUUCCCCCUGCCAGUUGGCUGACUGCCAAAACGAUGCACCGUGCGUGGAGCGAGCAGGCCGGGCACUGUGCCAGUGUCUGCCCGGCUUCGGUGGCCCGCGCUGUGAGAAGCUGGUCAGUGUCAAUUUUGUGGACCGGGACUCGUAUGUGCUGCUGAGCGACUUGAAGAACUGGCCUCAGGCCAACAUCACCUUGCAGGUGUCCACUGCAGAGGACAAUGGCAUCCUGCUGUAUAAUGGAGACAAUGACCACAUUGCUGUGGAACUCUUCCAAGGUCACGUCAAGGUCAGCUACGACCCUGGCAGUCAACCCAGCCAUGCCAUUUACAGCACGGAGACCAUUAAUGAUGGUCAGUUCCACACGGUGGAAUUGGUGACCUUUGACCAGAUGGUGAACCUAUCGAUCGAUGGCGGUGUGCCCACCACCAUGGGCAGCGUGGGAACAGUGAGGCCCCUCAAUGGAGACGCUCCGCUAUACGUGGGGGGUAGGGGCCCAGCGCAGAUACCUCGCUCCACUGCAGGCAUGCCCGUUGAUGUGCACUCGUCCAUAGCUCCACGCUCAUGGCACAUUCAGAACGGUUCCAGUUUCCAUGGCUGCAUCCAGAACCUGUACAUCAACAACGAGCUGCAGGACUUCACCAAGACCCAGAUGAAGCCUGGCGUGGUGCCCGGUUGUGAGCCAUGUCGAAAGAUUUACUGUCUGCAUGGAAUCUGUCAACCAGACGCUGCUCUUGGCCCCGUUUGCCAUUGUCAACCAGGCUGGAGCGGCCAGCACUGCGAUCAGCCCACAGCCAACUCAUGCCAGGGCAACAAGUGUGUGCAUGGAAAAUGCAUCCCGCUGGACAUGCAGUCGUACCGCUGUGAAUGCCAAGAAGGUUACCGCGGUGCUCUGUGUAACCAGCAGGGAGAACUCUUCAACCCCUGCAGAAGGUUACAGUGUAAACAUGGCCGUUGCCAGAUUUCAGACACGGGUGAUGCGUACUGCCACUGUGAGAAUGGAUACACUGGAGAAUUGUGUGAUCAAGAGUCCGAGUGUCGUGGUGAGCCGGUGCGGGACUUCUACCAGGUGCAGCGUGGCUAUGCAAUCUGCCAGACGACGCGCAUGCUCUCGUGGGUGGAAUGCAGUGGAGCGUGCCAGCCGGGAGCCUGCUGUGCCAGCCAGAGGACCAAGCGCCGCAAAUACACAUUUGAGUGCAGCGAUGGCACCUCGUUCAGCGAAGAGGUGGAGAAGAGCAUCAAGUGCGGCUGUGUGGGCUGCAUGUAGUGCAGAGAAGGGAGGCAGAGAGAGAGAAAGAGAGAGAGAGAGAGAGAGAAAGAGAGAAAGAUGGCACGAGUCAGAGAGUAUACAGAAAUAUAUAAUAAAACUAUAUAUUAUGGACAACGACGUUUGUAAAAUAGAGGACUUUUUUUCUCCCUCCGUGAACUCCCAAAGGGUGUACGGCGUAAGACAGAGCCAAAAAAAAAAAAAAAACAAACACGAAAACAAACAAAAAAUAUGUUGUAUCUGUGAAACGUUGUCAGAAAAACAAAACAAAAAAAAAAUACGGUGGCUGAGAAGUCAUGAGGUGUCGCACGAUUUCCAUUUGAUUCCUUCUUUCCAUCCGUUCGCUAGGCCUCAGACAGCCUCAGAGCAACUAGCAGAGAGGUUAAGGCUUUCUCGAAUAGAUCGCUAGAGGAGCAAUGGACGAAGAAACAAGGCUUUUUUUUCUGCACACGCAGCACUGGGGCUGUCCUCUUUGUAAAUGAGUGUCUCGGUAACACCAAUGACGCGCAGUCCCACCACUGUCAAUAACACUGAACUUUUCUAUCAAGUACCUCUUCAUCUAUACACACACACCUACAGACAUAAUCUAUAUUAUAGACGAUGUAUACUGACUAACCGACCGUACUGGACCAUGUCCAAGCAAGUACAGCAUUAGAUAUAAUGCUACAGGCAUGUUGGGCUAACAAGUGAGUAGCUUUGAGAAGCUAGAAAAAUCAUCCAGUGAGGGCAGGACAAGAGAUAAUACGCUAGAAAAUGUCACAAGUGACGUAUGUGUGUGUGUGUGUGUGUGUGUGUGUGUGUGUGUGUGUGUGUGUGUGUGUGUGUGCUCCUAACUUACAAGCUAAACAAAGCUAGCUACCUGUUGUGCUUAGCCUCCCAUAACGGUAUUGAGAGCACACGCUUCUGGUGCCAUUAAACUUGUACAUCAACUUACAGAGAGGGUUUAGCAACAUUCAGAAACUUCUUCCAGAAGGUUUGGGCCCUUGAUCUCUUUAUUUGUCCACGCUUGUACGUGGAUGAUCGUUUUCUUGUCUUUUUUUUUUUUUUUUUGUCAGUUCGUUUUUUGCACUGUCAUUUGCGUUACAGUUUAAAUGGAGCAUAUAUUCAGAUGAUAGUGCUGAAUUUUGUCUUCUUUUUCUUUUUUUUUUUUAAAUCGUGGUGUCCACCAUCACAUGAGGACUGUAGUUAAUAUUUCUUAAGACCCCAGUAUAGCCAAUUGCGUUGCCUUUUUAGUUCGUAUCAAUGAAUUCUGGUAGGUGUGUUUAAUAAAGAGCCCUUCCCUCAGUUUUGCAGGAUUAUAUUUGUCUCCAUAUGCGACACUGUAUUUGUACAGCUGAGUGGUAUUACUGCCUCGCACACUAUACACACCCAGCCGAUAGUGUCCCGUGGCACCGAUUACCCAGCAUGCAUUGCGUUUCCCUUUCCCUCAAUGUGAGCAGGAAGAAUCUUAUGUUCUCCUCUCGAUGCCUGCAGUAUUACUUGUGCAAAUUUUUUGCAUGUUUGAAAGACUUGCAAUUUGAUAUCUAGACAUCGUUAUUACUCAUUUUUGUUUCCUAAUUUCAAUGCUUUUUUCGCAUUGCUUUCUUUGACAUUUUGUUUCCUGAUGUAACCUAACUCAUUUAGCCCUCUCUUUAUACAGAAAUGCCUAACAGAUUCUAAUAUAUAUUUGUAUUUCAUUUUUUUGGUAUAGUAUUUUUAUAUGUUAAAGAGUUAAUCUGUGUUUUUCGGAAGUUACUAUUGGAAAAAGGCAGAAUGACAUUUGGCGGACUUCAUUGGAAUAUUAUUUUUUACAUUUUAACUCAGCUACUCAUAACACGCUAAAAACGAAACUAGUUUGCAAUUGGCCAAAAAUUAAAAAAAAAAAAACAACAAAAAAACAAAACAGUGACCUCGUUCAAAUAGGAGCCAUUAUUGAUUUAGGAGAAAUUUUAAUAUUGUAUAUGUUGUCUUCCAUGUGUAUAUUACAUCUAAUACUGUGUGCUUUUUUUUUUUUUUUUUUUUAAUUUAUUUUUUAUCUAAAAGCUUCCUGAUCUAGAAGUGGCAGAAUCUGUAAUAGAAGUUACAGAUUUUAAAUAACAACAUUUCUGUCUUUUUUUUUUUUUUCAAAAUGAAAAUAAAAGUAAAAAUCCAAAACUUUCUUUAAAAUCUGUAUGGUAUUUAUGAUAUUAUUGUAAAAGCUAGAAAGGGCUGCCUAACACAUUCCGGUUUCCCGAGCCAGAGAGUUGAGAGGCCUAAACACAACUGCGAGCAGAAAAGAUUGUACCUCUGACAUUUUUUUUUUGUUAUAAUUUUUAUUUUUUAUAUAUUUUAACUGGUGUUAUUACUUUAAUUUCACAAAAACAUACCUACACAGAAUGCAUAUAUAGGGUUACUCCUCACUAAUUGCUUGCUCAUUCAGCAUCACUCAAGCAUAGGUGCCAGCGUCAUAGACUUUUUGAUAGAUAUUUAAAGAGUCGUACUCUUUAGUAAAGUGGUAUCUUUUAGGAGUAACUUAAUGUGUCUAAUGUUCACUCUGCUAUCUGAAAGACAUUUCUUUUUUUUUUUUUUUUUUGUGAAUGGCGAAAAACUUCAUCCUGUAUUUUUCUGCUGCUGUGGAUGCUAAAGCACUCGUUUUUAUAACCCCAUUCGAGCCUCGUCUUCUUAUAGCGCUUCUUCUUCACUGAACAGCGCGGCUGUUAGAUGGAGGUGAACUGUUAAUCCAUGAAGGUGUGUUGCAUGGUUCCAAUGCACUUUCCAUGCUUUCCGUAUCGCUCUCCAGUCAUUUUCCACUCAAGACUUUGAGAUCUCGAACUGAUCCUGUCAUAAACCCUCUAUUUUCCUAAGCUAUACUCCUGAACAUGUAUUGUGAACAAUGCAGUGUCUCUGUUGUAUUGAACUUUUUUUUUUUUUUUUUUUUUAAGUGCUGCAAGAGCUCUUAAAUGUUCGCUAACUAUCAAAUGUGCUUCUGUUGCUUUUUGUGCGUCUCUGGGAUUUGAUGGUUAUAAUUGAUCAUUGCAGUAAAUCUGAAUGUAAGUAGUGCCACCGACAAAAUGUUUACUGAAAACUCCACCCUUUUCAUUCAUUAAAAUGUGUGUGCUUUUAUUAUGUAA